Penicillium daleae is the source of this 1401-nucleotide messenger RNA. Its product is annotated as Zn(II)2Cys6 transcription factor domain-containing protein. NCBI's taxonomy places the organism in Eukaryota, Fungi, Ascomycota, Eurotiomycetes, Eurotiales, Aspergillaceae. The record is from RefSeq and is a predicted model, not a curated record. The transcript is spliced from 2 exons. Gene Ontology annotation, biological process: regulation of DNA-templated transcription. Gene Ontology annotation, molecular function: zinc ion binding; DNA-binding transcription factor activity, RNA polymerase II-specific. The coding region runs from base 1 to 1401 and encodes 466 amino acids.
AUGAAUGGAACAUCGAUUCGUCACAAGCGAUGUGAUGAAACAAAGCCCAUUUGCGAUACCUGCCGCAGAACAGGGCGUAUAUGCGAUGGAUACCUCGACCCCUCAUCUGGCCAGCGGUUGGGUGGCCAUGCUGAUCGCAACUCCCCCUUCCUCACUCUUGCCCCUCGCUCUCUGUUUGCCAACGAAAUUGAAGCUCAGGGCUUCAAAUUUUUCAAUAAUGCUACCGAGACCCAGCUUGCGGCGGCGCUUCAAAAGCAUUGCUGGACUCCGCCGUUUCUUCAACUCAGCCACCAAGAUCCUGCUAUCCGCCACGCUGUCAUUGCUAAUGGCAUCAUGAGUAGGCGAUAUCAAGCGAGUGAGCUUUCGGCUUCCAUGGAUCCAGAAACAAACAUUUUAUAUCAGGUGGCGCUUCAGCAGUACGGCAAAGCCGUUGCUUGUUUCAGGUCGCGACUUGAAGCAGUCCCGGAAGGCAAUCUGGGAUCGCUGGAAACUAUCCCUGCAUGUUUCUUGCUUCUGAUAAUGUUCGAGUUUAUGCAAGGCAACGCGGCCGGCCUGAUUAUGCAUCUCAGAAAUACGGCCAGUUUGAAGACUAUUUUCGGUAUGAGUCGACAAGCACAGUCUUUUACACAGCUGCUGGCUUUUAUAGAGAUGGUCGCAGCGAUGUGGCUCGACUUAGACUGGUCGCACUCGAACGCUUCAUCACGGCUCCAGAGAUUGAAGACAUGUCAGGGAUCUUCAGCCUCUCAUUAUGACUUGGACACACUUUAUCAUGACCUUGUCAAUAUCAAGAACGAUGUUAUGGUAUGGCGUCAUGGCGUGACAUCCGCUCGAACGGACACAAGGGCGCAUGCAGUGAGCCUGAAUAGCUUGCCUGCGGUAACACGGCAGACCAUAAAGUCCCAAUUGGACACAUGGUAUCAAAGAUUUAUUACAAUACCCACAAACAGAGAAGAUAAAAUCACAGCCCGCUGCGCUCUGCUCCGAGUGAAUUACCUCGGCAUCAGCCUCGCCGUUGAUGCAGUUCACCAGCGACAGUUAUCAGCCCAGCUUAGCCGACAUGAUUCCGAUCUCAGUGGUGAAGUACCGCUAGACAAGGAUUUCUGCGAGAUCAUCGAGUUAACAGAAGCGGUUCUCAAAGCAGGUCACUCUUUUAGUCGGUAUGAUGGCAACGCUGGAGAAGAGUCGCUUGAGGCUGCUGGCCUGCUGCCUCUCUUCUCGUUUCGGCACAGCUUUAUACAACCGCUAUUUUACGUCGCGCAACACGCUCCAAGUUUAACACUACGCCAAAGAGCUAUCCAUCUUCUUCUUGAAAAGCCAUGGCGUGAGGGCGCAUGGGAAUCUUAUGUCAUGGGCUCUAUUGCAAAGCAUUCACUAGGAGAACUUCAGAAUCUUGAGAUAUAA